Balaenoptera acutorostrata (minke whale) is the source of this 1491-nucleotide messenger RNA. It is a transcript of the gene ADRM1, whose product is annotated as ADRM1 26S proteasome ubiquitin receptor. NCBI's taxonomy places the organism in Eukaryota, Metazoa, Chordata, Mammalia, Artiodactyla, Balaenopteridae. The record is from RefSeq and is a predicted model, not a curated record. Gene Ontology annotation, molecular function: proteasome binding; endopeptidase activator activity; ubiquitin binding. The transcript is spliced from 10 exons. Gene Ontology annotation, biological process: ubiquitin-dependent protein catabolic process. The coding region runs from base 144 to 1367 and encodes 407 amino acids. Gene Ontology annotation, cellular component: proteasome regulatory particle, lid subcomplex; cytoplasm; nucleus.
CCCUCACCGGAAGGGGCCCAAUCGGCGGCGAGAGCGGUAGGCGGGGCGGGGCAAGCGGGGGCUUCCGGCGGGGCCCGGCAGGCGCCGAGGAGGAAGAGCAAUCCGUGACGGCGCCUCUCUGCCGAGUCUCGGCGCGGCCCAGGAUGACGACUUCAGGCGCUCUGUUUCCAAGCCUGGUGCCAGGCUCCCGUGGGUCCUCCAACAAGUAUUUGGUGGAGUUUCGGGCCGGAAAGAUGUCACUGAAAGGAACUACGGUCACCCCAGAUAAACGGAAAGGGCUUGUGUACAUUCAGCAGACGGAUGACUCCCUCAUUCACUUUUGCUGGAAAGACAGGACAUCGGGGAACGUGGAAGACGAUUUGAUCAUCUUCCCCGACGACUGUGAGUUCAAGCGCGUGCCUCAGUGCCCCAGCGGGAGGGUCUACGUGCUCAAGUUCAAGGCAGGGUCCAAACGGCUCUUCUUUUGGAUGCAGGAGCCCAAGACGGACCAGGACGAGGAGCACUGCCGGAAGGUCAACGAGUAUCUGAACAACCCGCCGAUGCCUGGAGCCCUGGGGGCGAGUGGGAGCGGAGGCCACGAGCUGUCUGCACUGGGCGGCGAGGGCGGCCUGCAGAGCCUGCUGGGGAACAUGAGCCACAGCCAGCUCAUGCAGCUCAUCGGACCUGCCGGCCUCGGAGGGCUGGGUGGCCUGGGGGCGCUGACGGGGCCGGGCCUGGCCAGCUUACUGGGGAGCGGAGGGCCUCCAGCCAGCAGCUCUUCGUCCAGCUCCCGGAGCCAGUCGGCAGCGGUCACCCCGUCCUCCACCACCUCUUCCACCCGCGCCACCCCAGCCCCCUCCGCUCCAGCAGCUGCCUCAACGACCAGCCCGAGCCCCGCGCCCAGUUCAGGUAAUGGAACCAGCACGGCAGCCAGCCCAACCCAGCCCAUCCAGCUGAGCGACCUUCAGAGCAUUCUAGCCACUAUGAACGUGCCGGCCGGGCCAGGAGGCGGCCAGCAAGUGGACCUGGCCAGCGUGCUGACGCCCGAGAUCAUGGCCCCCAUCCUUGCCAACGCGGAUGUCCAGGAGCGCCUGCUGCCCUACCUGCCGUCCGGGGAGUCGCUGCCGCAGACCGCGGAGGAGAUCCAGAACACGCUGACCUCGCCCCAGUUCCAGCAGGCCCUGGGCAUGUUCAGCGCGGCCUUGGCCUCGGGGCAGCUGGGCCCCCUCAUGUGCCAGUUUGGGCUGCCCGCAGAGGCCGUGGAGGCCGCCAACAAGGGCGACGUGGAAGCCUUUGCCAAAGCCAUGCAGAACAGUGCCAGCCCCGAGCAGCAGGAGGGCGACGGCAAGGGCAAGAAGGAGGAGGAGGAGGACAUGAGCUUAGAUUAAGAGGUUCGGUCGCCGCUGUCGGAAGGGCGGCGUUCCAGCUCGUGCGGCCUCGGUAGCGGCAUUAGUGAUCGCACCCCGCUCCCCUCUGUCCCAACUUGCUAAUCAAUAAAAGUCUUUUCUUUUA